Messenger RNA from Polistes canadensis, 1096 nucleotides. Its product is annotated as protein shisa-5-like. The record is from RefSeq and is a predicted model, not a curated record. Bases 371 to 922 code for a protein of 183 amino acids. NCBI's taxonomy places the organism in Eukaryota, Metazoa, Arthropoda, Insecta, Hymenoptera, Vespidae. The transcript has 5 exons.
UAGUUGGAAUAAAUUCCAUGAGAGGAGCUACAUUGAAAAGAUUUGAAGCUCAUAGGGUUCAAGUUGCAGCAUUGCUGUUAGUGGCAACCGAAGUGAGAUAUCAAACGGAUAUCGCGUGUUAUUGAAGAUAACGCGCGAGUUUUGUCCCUUGUCUUGUUGCAGUCGGUGGUCGAACUCGCAUCUCGUAUCUAUAGUAGCAGUUUCUUUGUCCUGCUGCUGCUGUAUACACAUAUUGGUUUUCAAGUGUAUGUCUAAGGACGCAAUUAUUCCUAAGCGAAAUUUGGUUUGACUUGUUUCGAAUAAUCGGUACAAUUGCAUUUUAACGAAUAAUUAUUCAAACAAAAAGCAACGAAAUAAAACCAACAACAAAAUGUCGUACGCAAUAAUACUUUUGACCAUUUCGUGUCUCUGCACCGGCUUUACUUAUGGAAUGGAAUGUUCGCUUAAUAGUGAAAAGAGUUACUUUGAAAAAUUAAUGACCUCUUGUCCAGCGCUAUUGGAUGAUUCAAGUAAAUCCUAUUGCUGCUAUGAUUUCUCAAAUAAAUAUUAUUACUGUUGUACUCAGGAAGAAUUUGCUAUAAAAAUGGGGAUUGGAAUCAUCAUACCUGUUGUUAUUGCUGCCGGUAUUAUUGUAUCAUUAAUAGUUUGUUGCAUAUCUUGUUUAUGCUGCAGUUGUUGCCCAUGGUAUCGUCGACGUCAUCGAGGCACCGUUUAUGGCAUACAAACACCAAGUGUCGUUCAAGUGGUACAAACUUCAACAAAUCCUCCACCAUCUAAUUAUGCCAAUCAAACACCGCAAAAUAUUUAUACGCCAUAUCCACCAACUACUGUUGGAGGUAUGCCACAGCCACAGCCACCACCAGCAUAUACCAUUGAACCUUAUGCUAGACAGGCACCAUACAAUCCUGGAUACGUACAAUAAUACCAAAAAACACUACCGAUCUACUUGCCAAUAUGUUUAGUAUUAAGUCAACUUAUUUUUUACCUUGAAUGUCAAUAAUUAAAAUUACUAUUUAAAAAAAAAAGGAACAUAAGUCUUCGAAUGAUAUCAAAAAAGAUUCACAUUUUGUACUACUAUUAUUAAAAGAAAUAUGGA